GCCUGCACAGACACUGUUCCCAACAUUUUCACCAGCAGGCGAGUGUCACACCGUUGGGUUUGUUCCGCGCUUGCGAUUUGCGAAUCGGAUAACGUCGAUCUGUCGUUCCGGAUGCUCUCCAUGGUAGUUAAGCACUUCAUUGAUGAUCUUUCGCUUGUUUAAUUAUUCACCUUUCAAGGGGAACCAGAACUGAGGAGUAAUCAGAUUUCUCUAGCUGGUUGUUAUGGACAAAAUUUUAGAGUUUGGGAGGAAAGCAUUGUUCUAUGUUAGGGUCCUCUCAGGAUAUGAGGAAAGAAGGAUUAGAUCGUAUAGAUUGCAACUUCAACAACGACUUGAACAGAAGCAAGAAAGGAAGGCAGCAUUGAGAAGGAUCCCGGAGCAGGUUAUUUUAUCAGAGGUUCGCCGUAUGGUUGAGGAGAUGCAGACAGUAAAUCGGAAACUUGAAGAAACAGAGGCUGCUAUUGAAGAGUACUUCAAGCCACUGGACAAGCAGGCUGAGCUUAUAAUGAACACACAGCUUGAAGGAGAGGAAAGGAGAAUGAAGGAAAUGAUGAAGGCCAUGCAUGAGCAGGCUGUACCUGAGAAAGUUGAGGCAGAGAAGAUGGCAAAAGUGUGCAAUGUGGAUUCAGACCAACAUCACAACACAGCAUCCUCUCUCGACAAAAAAGGUGGUGAGAUGAGUUGAUUGUGAAAAAUUGUCAACAUUAUUUGAGAAUAAAAAUGUAAGCAAUACCCAACCUCACUCUGCUACUUUGAGAACAUUAUUAACAGUCAAUAGAUGUGAUUUUUUGUUCAGGUAAAGCGAAUUUCUCCCACC
This is a messenger RNA of Telopea speciosissima, 817 nucleotides long. RefSeq lists its product as uncharacterized. Lineage: Eukaryota; Viridiplantae; Streptophyta; Magnoliopsida; Proteales; Proteaceae. The coding region runs from base 224 to 685 and encodes 153 amino acids. The record is from RefSeq and is a predicted model, not a curated record. The transcript is spliced from 4 exons.